AUGGCUACUACCAACCAGAACUCGAUGCAAGUGCCGGCGACCGGCAACGGCGAAAGCUCAGGGCUGGACUCAGAGAUCCAACUUGUUUCAUCACUAGCAAAACUACAAGAACUCGAGCGCAAGAUCCAUGAACUGCGUGGAUUCAUGCCCCAGGGCCUACUAGAGCCUCUGGUACCUAUUGCAAACCCAGAUAAAGUGACACUCGGUAAUCCAAUCGCUGAAACUCCACGCAUCCUCCGGGCUAGUCUGGAUGAGGCCGCACGCGCACGCGUCGCUGAUGUCCAGCAAUUUCAGUCCUUGUGGCGGGAUCCGGAAAUGACAUCCGUCUGGGCUCAUGUUGAAUCACGCAUCAAGGAAGCGAACGGUCAGCUGAUUCAGCCGACUGGGAAGUGGGAAAGGGAUUAUGACGUUCUUCUAGAAGAGCUAGCACGAAAAGAAAAGUCUAUAGUAGAUGAGCGACAGCGAGAGGACGAAGAUGCUGAACGCACUAAAGCGCAGUCUACCGAGGGCGAGUGGCAAAAUGUUUUGGAGCGAUUCGUUCAGCGGGAUGUGCCCGGUGUACGAGUCAUCAAAGGCCAGGAUGAGACUUCUCUAGCGGUAGCGCUUGUUAGGGCUGGUGUUGUCUUUCAGAUCAGAGGGGUGUCUGUUUCUGGCUCCCCGGUCUCUGACUGGGAGGUUUCGAGCAAUAUCGCCGGCCGGUCACCAACAAAACUUGAGAAUGCUAUGCUGGGAUGUUUGGGGUCACGCCCGCGGAAAUGGGACCUUGCUUUCUUGCUGGAUAUGAUCUCUUCCUAUGCGGAUAUCAAGCAGACACCAUGCCUGAAGUGCAACCGCCUCACUGAUAACGGCGCCCAACUGCCAACUCUCCGCCGCCCUUCGGCGAAUCAACAGUUGGUUGAUGGACCAGCACGUAUAUACACCUUUGACGCAUUGCAUUUCGGAUGCCUCUGA
Molecule: messenger RNA, 951 nt
Organism: Penicillium concentricum
Lineage: Eukaryota; Fungi; Ascomycota; Eurotiomycetes; Eurotiales; Aspergillaceae
Product: RNA polymerase II mediator complex subunit MED27 domain-containing protein
Exons: 3
Coding region: 1-951 (316 amino acids)
Cellular component (GO): mediator complex
Source: RefSeq, a predicted model, not a curated record